AUUACAUUUUCUUUGUGUGUAUGUAUGUGAAUGUUCCUAUGAAUUUACAUCCGUUCAAUGUCAUGUUACCGUGACCCGAUGCAUCAAAGCAUAAUGUCGAGACAAACAAUCAGGUUCGUCAGUCAGCCAGACUGACAGAGAAGCGCGUGUUUUGGUCAGUUUGUUUUUAAUGGAUAAUAGCCCGCCUAUGUGAUCAUGUAACAUCUCUGUAGUCUGUGCUCUGUUGGCCAGUUGUGAUCUCUUUGUCACUCCACCUUUUCUCUCUUCAAUUAAAGAAUUGCUCCUUCCUCCAUCCCCCGGCACACUUCUUUUCCAUCGACCUCAUCUCAUCCGCUCCAUCUAUCUUCUACCCGACAUAUUUGUACCAUUAUACCCACAUUAUUCAUCAGACAUGGCAACUUAUGACUUUUUGUUGAAGUUUCUUAUCACAGGUGAUUCCGGAACUGGCAAAUCAUGCUUACUCCAUCAAUUUGUCGAAAAUAAGUUCAAAGAAAAUGCAACGCAUACCAUCGGGGUCGAAUUCGGAAGCCGUAUUGUUACUAUUGGAAAGAAUCAGGUCAAACUCCAGAUUUGGGACACUGCUGGGCAAGAGCGCUUCAGGUCGGUAACAAGGAGCUACUACAGAGGUGCUGCAGGAGCCCUUUUGGUAUAUGAUAUUUCAAACCGAAACACGUUCAUAAGUAUCUCAAAAUGGAUCGCAGAUGCACGGAAGCUUGCAGGAGCUGAUAUUGCACUCAUGUUGGUGGGCAACAAGAUAGAUUUGGAAGAUCGCGAGGUUUCUUAUUUAGAAGCAAGCCGGUUUGCACAGGAGAAUGAGAUGACAUUUCUAGAGACAAGUGCUUUGACAGGAGAAGGUGUAGAAGAAAUAUUUCUCAAAUGUGGGCGUGCAAUAUUGACAAAAAUUGAAACAGGACAAGUGGAUCCGGAACGACCAGGAUCAGGGAUUCAAUACGGUGAUUCCUCCUUGCGGAGGAUAUCGCAAAAGAGUCGCCCUGCACGCCAAAAGAGUUUAUGUUGUUGACAUGUAGUCUACUUUCUUUUUUGUUUAUUUCGUAAUGGUUGACUAUAUCCCUGUCUUCAUAGUUCAAUCAUGGUAGACUUGAGUAAAACAUGCCGACGAAGUAAAAAAAUAAAAUAAAAUAAAGGAAAGA
Molecule: messenger RNA, 1151 nt
Organism: Lobosporangium transversale
Lineage: Eukaryota; Fungi; Mortierellomycota; Mortierellomycetes; Mortierellales; Mortierellaceae
Product: ras-related protein rab-4B-like protein
Exons: 10
Coding region: 392-1021 (209 amino acids)
Biological process (GO): regulation of endocytosis
Cellular component (GO): endosome
Molecular function (GO): GTP binding; GTPase activity
Source: RefSeq, a predicted model, not a curated record